UUAGAUUGGUGAAUUGAGUUUGGAAGAUGGUAGAUGACAAGGCAGAGUUUGAAAGCUGAACCACAGAAAAUGGAGAGUGAAGGCAGACCACGAAUGAAAGGUAUUAUGAUAUGGUGGAAGAGACACAAAUGAAAGGUAUUGUGGUAUUACCGCUCUGUUCUCCCAUGGCAGCUCCUCUGCAGGUUGUAUUAUACGGAAAUCAGCCUCACCCAGAAGCCAAGUUUUUGUUUUUGAGGAGUACUGGUCGUUGCACUAAUUUUCAGGUUCACUCCUCUCGCAGAGCACCCCCUGGUGUUGACACCAGAAUCCAUUGGGAAAACGAAGAUGAAGGUUGGAUCGGAGGUACCAAUACCAAACACCAACAAACCCACAAACCCAAUAACAUGUUACAGGCUGAUGACUUUCCAGAUCUCCUCUCUGCUUCUUUAGGUUCUCAUUACGAAUUCUUAGGCGUAUCACCAGAUGCGGAUUUAGAAGAAAUUAAAGUUGCUUAUCGGAAACUGUCAAAGGAGUAUCAUCCCGACACAACUUCCCUCCCUCUCAAAACUGCCUCAGAAAAGUUCAUGAAAUUAAGAGAGGUUUACAACGUUCUUAGCAAUGAAGAGAGUCGGAAAUUCUAUGACUGGACCCUUGCUCAAGAGGUUGCAAGCCGCCACGCAGAGAAGAUGAAAAUGAAAUUAGAGGAUCCUCGCGAGCAACAACUCAAGAACUGGGAACCUGUUCCAGACAUGGUUGACCGCCUUGGUGGAAGGAAUAUGAAGCUUAGUGAUCAGGCAGUUUCUGCCAUCACUAUUGAUCUUUUCAUCAUUGUUUUUGCCAUAUGUUGUAUCAUAUAUGUAAUUUUCUUUAAAGAACCCUAUUACUACUAAUUAGUUAACCAAUUAUAACACCGUAUAUGUUAUACAACAGAAUCAAUUACUAAUAUAAAACAUUUCAAGAUUUCUCCACAAUGGGAAAA
Messenger RNA from Glycine soja, 958 nucleotides. RefSeq names its product NAD(P)H-quinone oxidoreductase subunit T, chloroplastic-like. The transcript has 2 exons. The record is from RefSeq and is a predicted model, not a curated record. Bases 111 to 869 code for a protein of 252 amino acids. Lineage: Eukaryota; Viridiplantae; Streptophyta; Magnoliopsida; Fabales; Fabaceae.